Molecule: messenger RNA, 300 nt
Organism: Symbiodinium necroappetens
Lineage: Eukaryota; Dinophyceae; Suessiales; Symbiodiniaceae
Source: the annotation of a GenBank genome assembly
AUGAGUGGAAAGGCCGAUAAAAAGGGGAAAGCGGCUGUGCACUUCUGCAAAGCUGCAUGCGUCAUGGAACGCUUCAUCGCCGAGGCUGGGACCACGAGAAAUCGGCCUCAGCCGGAGAAUCGGGCUGUUCUCGACCCGUUGAAGCCUGAUCUCAAUGCAUGGCUCCAGAAGUACAUGAAGAGUGACUUCUUGCGCAAGCAUCCAGACCUGCAGGAUCUACAGCUCAUACUUCGUCGACAACUGAUGACAAAGAAUGCCGUCACGACUCGACGUCAGCUUCAAGAUGUGAGCAGUGGCUGA